Molecule: messenger RNA, 630 nt
Organism: Diatraea saccharalis (sugarcane borer)
Lineage: Eukaryota; Metazoa; Arthropoda; Insecta; Lepidoptera; Crambidae
Source: the annotation of a GenBank genome assembly
AUGACUACUAUGAAAACCAAAAAAACUAUGACUCAGGAUGAGGUCAUUUAUCUUGUUGAAUUAAUACAAGAUAAACCAGCGUUAAUGACAAAGGCAACCAAUGCCACUACAAAUAAGCUUAAAGAUGAAGCUUGGUUGUCUGUCACAACAUCCUUCAAUGCAAAGUGUUUGUCUAUCCCCAGAAACAAAGAACAACUCAAAUUAAAAUGGGAUAAUUUAAAAAAAGCUGCUCGCAAAAGAAGUCAGCUGCUUCGGAUGAACAAUCUCAAGACGGGUGGUGGAAAACCAGAGGGUAUACCCCCAGACGACAUUUUAGACAAAGUCGCAGGUCUUUUAGGGUCAACCUGCUCGGGCUUUGAAGUUUCUUUUGGUGGUGACAGAAGCGAUAACAAUGUAGUUUUGGUGGAAGACAGUGAUGUUGAAAUACAAGACUCAGCGGACAGAAAUGAUGCAUCACAAAACAUUUCCGAGGAAGAGUACAAUCCGAGUGAAGGUAAAUUUAGAAACAGACAUCAAGACACAGGGGUGCUGCAGCGUAAUUUAGCGAUAGCUAAAUAUUACGAAAAAAAAACCGAGAAAUUAGAAUUAGAAAUCCAAUUACUCAAAGAGAGUAUAAAUAAUAAUAAUUAA